Rhagoletis pomonella (apple maggot) is the source of this 1827-nucleotide messenger RNA. RefSeq lists its product as uncharacterized. NCBI's taxonomy places the organism in Eukaryota, Metazoa, Arthropoda, Insecta, Diptera, Tephritidae. The record is from RefSeq and is a predicted model, not a curated record. The coding region runs from base 1 to 1827 and encodes 608 amino acids. Gene Ontology annotation, molecular function: zinc ion binding; nucleic acid binding. The transcript has 2 exons.
AUGCCGUAUGUAUCAAACUUCGCAAGUAGAGAAUUUCAUCAGAAUAGUCGAUCGUGUUUUGGUGACGUUCGCGACAUAGCAGCAAUUUUGCCAACAUUCGACCCCAGUAAGAAAAUAAUAACUUCGGUUCAAUUUGUGAAUCGUAUUGAACAAUUGCGCAGUGUUUAUGGUUGGGACGAUAAAAUUUUGCUAUUUGCCGUGCAAACAAAACUUGAAGGUGUAGCAAAGUUAUGGAUUGAUGCAAGCCAAGAAAUUUUUAUAAAUUGGCAACAUUUUGUGCAUGAGUUUUUGCGAGAAUUUCCUUGUGUGGUGAUUCCCGCCGAUGUACAUAUGGAGCUCAUGAGCAUGCGCAGAGCCCAUAAUGAAAGUGUAGAAACGUUUUACUACAAAUGUAUUGCGGUUGGUCGACGCGGUAGAAUUGACGAAAGUUCAUUAAUUAAAUAUAUUAUAAGCGGUAUUAAUGACACAGAUAUGAAGAGAAGUAUCUCAGUGAACAAUUAUGCUACGUGCAAUGAACUGUUGAGUGCGAUUACAAAUUAUAGUGCGUAUAAUUGUACGAAAAAUGUUGCAGAUGUGAAACGUAAUUCACCUGUUGAGUCCCAUAAGUCGGUAAAGCAGGACGAAAAGCAAAAAAAGCAAAUUGUUUGCUUCAAUUGCCGAAAACCUGGGCAUUUUUCGCGUGAUUGUCCAGAGCCGCAGAAACGCGAUCGUAGCGCGAAAUCUGAAAACAAUAACCUAAAUGACAAAAACAAAAGUGCGAAAGUAAAUUGCAAUACAAUUGAAAAUGUGGAAAAUGAUUUUGCUAUUAAGCAAAUAAAAGUGAACGGACACAGUGCCAGUGCAUUUGUUGAUACUGGUAGUAAGCGCACGUUAAUUAGAAAAUCGUUUGCAGACGAAAUUGGUAAUAUUGAGCGCUGCUGUAUAACAUUAAAAGGCUUCGGCGGUGGCCAGUAUCAAUGUACAUCAAAAUUGAAUACAAUUUUGACGAUUGAUGACAGUGACUGUGCAAGUGAAGUGCUAGUUGUUGACGACGGUAUGAUCGAUUACCCAAUUUUGCUCGGUAUCGAUGUUCUAUGCGCAAAUGAAAAUAAAUUCGUGUUUGAAGGACGAAAUAUAUGGUUUAUAAAAAAGAACAAUAACAAAGUUAUGAAAAUCACAGACGGUGAAUUCGGUAAUUUAAAUAAAGUGUUGCAAGUAUAUGCACAUUGUUUUUCUGUGGACAAGGCUAUAGGAAAAACUGAUCUCGUGAAAAUGAAAAUCGCACUAUCGUCGGAUGUGCCGAUAAAUAUGAAGCCAUAUCGUAUUCCUUUCGCACGGCGACCGGUUGUGAAAGAAAUCAUAAGUGAUUUGUUACGGUGCGAAAUUAUUAGACCGUCGAACUCCCCAUACGCUUCGCCAAUCGUAUUGGUGGAAAAGAAAAACAGCAGGAGAGUGGAUGGCCAUUGGGUCCUAGGAAUGGUUGAGGACGGCAGCGACGAUCCGUGGUUGGAAGUCUGCCCAGAAAAUGUCCGGUCCGCUGAGGUGCUCAUACCCCUCAUUCAAAAACAUGUAGCCGAGGGAACAAUUAUUUGUACCGAUUUUUGGAAGGCGUACGAUUACCUAGCGGACAAUGGAUAUGAGCACAGAAAAGUAAACCAUAGCGAUCCGGAUAACCCCUUUGUGGCAGACGACGCCACGCAUACGAAAAGGAUCGAAUCGCAAUGGCGUGUGAUUAAAAGAUUUUUCAAUAGAGACAACUACAAUAAUCCUCAUAAUUUUGCGGAUAAAAUUGUAGAAUAUCUGUGGCGCAAAACGCUCGUAAUUUCCUCAAACUUGUUGACGCAAUAA